CCAUAAGAGAUAUUCUGGCACCUUUUAGAUUAAAACAAAUUAUCUGAAAUCAGUUGUCCAAGCUUUCCACAUGACAUCUGCAAUGCUAAUGAGUUCUGUGAUUUUGGGUAAUGUCUCAUUUCAAAACAUGAUCUACGGGAGCUUCCAUUAUUUCUUCAAUAUCUUAGUCAUCUCAGGAAAAACAUUAAAUCUGCAACAAUUCCCAAGUCUGCCACUUGAAAGAUUGGGGUUUCUAGAUUCUUGUUAAUAGCCACAAUUGUCUUGCUGGUUUUUUAAGCAUUGGGUUGAUCUAGCUAAAUUAGGUUCCAGAUACUUCCACCAUGAUAUACAGGCCUGAUAAUACAUUUCAUGAGUCAGUCAGAUGCAGAUACAAAAUACAUUUUCAAACCCUAGAGGAAAUACUGUCAGGGUUACAGAUAGAUGAUUAGGGCUAAUUCUGUGCUUAGCUAGAAAGUCAUUUUCUUUUAGAAAUUAAUAAUUGGACAAUGGCUCUCCCUGGAGUAUCUAUUCAAAGAACUUUCUAAUUAUCUUGUUAUUUAUUGAUUGGCAGAGCAGGGCUCUCAUUAUCCAUAUGUAUCAAGGGACUUUCACCUUCAGCAACGAAGUGUAAAGACUGGGAAAUUUAGAUAAUCUGUCUAUUCACGAUUGAUACUGAUGAUUUCUUUUAACAUAGCCUAGUCACCUGAGGACAAAGCAGCCAAUAGGAAUUCUGGGGGUAUUCUGAUUCUUGGCUGGUAGGUCAUAAUGGGCAAUUUAAGGAGGACCCCUUUGCUCAGCUGAACAACUCAAGAUGGCCUCAAUGCUUGCGCUUGUGGAACAUCCAUCUACUGUUACGGCUAAGACCUCUAACAGCAGUCAGACAUUGUCAUCUUGCCAUAACAUGGAACCGUGUUCAUCGGAUGAAUUUUUCCAGGCUCUUAACCAUGCUGAACAAACAUUUAAAAAGAUGGAAAAUUAUUUGAGACACAAACAGUUAUGUGAUGUGAUUUUAGUUGCUGGUGAUCGAAGGAUUCCAGCUCACAGAUUGGUACUCUCUGCUGUGUCUGAUUAUUUUGCUGCCAUGUUUACUAAUGAUGUAAGGGAAGCAAGACAAGAAGAAAUCAAAAUGGAAGGUGUAGAGCCAAAUUCACUUUGGGCUUUGGUUCAGUAUGCAUAUACAGGUCAUCUUGAAUUAAAGGAAGAUAAUAUUGAGUGCCUGUUAUCUACAGCUUGCCUUCUUCAGCUGUCUCAGGUUGUAGAAGCAUGUUGCAAGUUCUUAAUGAAACAACUCCACCCCUCCAACUGCCUUGGAAUUCGUUCUUUUGCUGAUGCACAAGGUUGUACAGAUUUGCACAAAGUGGCUCACAACUAUACUAUGGAGCAUUUCAUGGAAGUAAUAAGAAACCAAGAAUUUGUAUUAUUACCAGCUAAUGAAAUUGCAAAGCUCUUAGCGAGUGAUGAUAUGAAUAUACCUAAUGAAGAGACAAUACUAAACGCACUACUUACAUGGGUCCGUCAUGAUUUAGAGCAGAGACAAAAAGAUCUCAGUAAACUUUUGGCUUAUAUUAGGCUACCUCUUCUUGCUCCACAGUUCCUUGCUGACAUGGAAAAUAAUACGCUCUUUCGUGAUGACAUUGAAUGUCAGAAACUCAUCAUGGAAGCGAUGAAAUACCAUUUGUUGCCAGAAAGACGGCCCAUGUUACAAAGUCCUCGCACAAAACCUAGAAAGUCAACUGUUGGCACAUUAUUUGCAGUUGGAGGAAUGGAUUCAACAAAAGGAGCAACAAGCAUCGAAAAAUAUGAUCUCCGUACAAACAUGUGGACUCCAGUAGCCAAUAUGAACGGACGGAGACUCCAGUUUGGCGUUGCAGUCCUGGAUGAUAAGCUCUACGUUGUUGGGGGUAGAGACGGACUGAAGACUUUGAAUACUGUAGAGUGUUACAAUCCCAAAACAAAAACCUGGAGUGUGAUGCCACCCAUGUCCACUCACCGGCAUGGCCUCGGUGUAGCUGUAUUAGAAGGUCCUAUGUACGCUGUGGGGGGGCAUGACGGCUGGAGCUACCUGAACACGGUGGAGAGGUGGGACCCCCAAGCUCGUCAGUGGAAUUUCGUCGCCAGCAUGUCCAUGCCCAGGAGCACAGUUGGUGUCGCAGUGUUAAGUGGAAAACUGUAUGCUGUCGGGGGCCGUGAUGGAAGUUCGUGUCUCAAGUCUGUAGAGUGCUUUGACCCCCACACGAACAAGUGGACCCUCUGUGCCCAGAUGUCCAAGAGGAGGGGUGGCGUCGGAGUGACCACCUGGAACGGGCUGCUGUACGCCAUAGGGGGGCACGAUGCCCCUGCCUCCAACCUGACCUCCAGGCUCUCGGACUGUGUGGAAAGAUAUGAUCCUAAAACUGAUAUGUGGACUUCAGUUGCAUCUAUGAGCAUUAGUAGAGAUGCAGUUGGAGUAUGUUUACUUGGUGACAAAUUGUAUGCAGUUGGAGGAUAUGAUGGACAAACUUACCUUAACACAGUGGAGGCCUAUGAUCCCCAAACAAAUGAAUGGAUGCAGGUUGCACCGUUGUGCCUAGGAAGAGCUGGGGCAUGUGUUGUGACUGUAAAACUCUAAUUAUUUUAUCCAUGAAGAUAUCCUUCUCCUCCUUUAUCAGAUCCUAAGACAAAUGGAUUACAUUUUAAGGAAAUUUAAGGAAAAUGCAGCCUGAAUUCUGUCAGGUAGAAGGCAUCUAUCUGACGUGAAGUUGAAAAUGAAUAAAGGGAGGGAGAAAUAAAUAUUUAAGCACCUUUAAAAAAUAAUAUUCCAUCAUUCUCUUGAGAAACAUAAUACAGGUAAACCGAUUUGAAAUCUAAUUGUCAGCUUAACUUCCACACAGAAACAAAUGCAAUCGAGAAUUUUGUUUAUUCCUAGCUGGACAUGCUUUACAAACCAUGACCUGAGUAGUACUUUUUUUCAUAAUGCAAACAUACCAAGCGGAAGAGCUCGCAACGCCUCUGCCUUGUAACUGAAUAUAUAUGCAUAUGCAUCCUGCUGACUGGAUGGAUGGCACUUUUUCAUCAUACCUGAGGUUCAGAAACUUUUUUUAUUUAGCCAAAGCCUCAGCAGCAGCUCGUGCUAAACAAUAUUCUAACUAAUAUUUUUGAAAAGAACUUUCUUAUAUAUGCACUAGAUGGGAACUUUAUAAAAAAAAAGUUCAUUUAUUCCACUUAGCCAAUAAAAAUGUCUAAAAACCCAAUAAAACUAUAAUAUGGACUUUUGGAGGAAUAAGAGUUACAUAUUAUGUUUGCAGAAUGCACUUGAAUCAUGAUUUUGUAGACAUGAAAUACAAUCUUAUUUGGGGGAAAAAAUGUGUAUUUCCUAUAUUACUCCUCCAUACAUGACAGAUAACCAAUCAUAAGGCAAUCGUCUCAAAUAUCGGGAUGGAGUAGUUUUUCCCCCUCUUACUACAGGUAGUAACUGCUUUUUGAUUUAUAUUUUGAUAUUAUUAUAAGUAAAUUACUUUGUUGUUUCAUGUAUUUUUUUUUAUAUUUGUAUUUGCUUCUUGUGCCUUGUUACGUUCUGCCACUAUAAAUAUAUAUAUAUAUAUAUAUAUAUAUAUAAACUCAUUAUUGUACUUCAUUGUAAAAGACAAUUUGAAAGAACAUUCCAUAUCUGAUUGGAAGAUUUUUUUAAGGUGCCUGAUGCCUACAGUAUUUGUAUAUCUGUAAACUAAAGUACAUAUGUGAAUUGUUCAUGCUUUCAGUGAAUUAUUUAUUUAUUGUUGUUUACCCAAAAAAAAGAGAAAAUUUUGUGAUGUUUGUGAUAAAAAGCUUCAUCUCUUAAUGUAAUGAUCAAUAUUGAGUAUUAACUAAAAAAACUUUUUAAAUAAAAUUUUACGGUUAACAUGCUUUCU
Sarcophilus harrisii (Tasmanian devil) is the source of this 3866-nucleotide messenger RNA. RefSeq names its product kelch like family member 5 (gene KLHL5). NCBI's taxonomy places the organism in Eukaryota, Metazoa, Chordata, Mammalia, Dasyuromorphia, Dasyuridae. The record is from RefSeq and is a predicted model, not a curated record. Bases 791 to 2587 code for a protein of 598 amino acids. The transcript is spliced from 11 exons. Gene Ontology annotation, molecular function: protein binding.